Penaeus chinensis is the source of this 879-nucleotide messenger RNA. Its product is annotated as histidine-rich glycoprotein-like. Lineage: Eukaryota; Metazoa; Arthropoda; Malacostraca; Decapoda; Penaeidae. The coding region runs from base 1 to 879 and encodes 292 amino acids. The transcript has 3 exons. The record is from RefSeq and is a predicted model, not a curated record.
AUGGAUUCCCUCACGGGCGGUCUCAAUGACAGUCUCUACGAUCUCGUUCCGGGCGGCCACCACGCCACGGCCGCCCACAACGCCCACGCGGACACCACGCACGCCCACAGCCACGCCCGCGACACCGACGGAGGGGCGGCUUCCCUCUCGUCGGCGGCGGGCGGAACCACACACGCCCACAACCAGCACAACAGCGCCUCUUCCGCCGCCCGCCUCACAGUGCUCUCCGCCUCACGCCCGCACGACCCGCCGCCCAGGGAAACAAAAGCCUCUGCCACUUAUACAACCACUUAUACAGUCACCACAACCACCCCUGCCACAACCAUGUACAUAAGCACAACCACUACGACCAGAACUAACCACAAACAAUACCUCCACAACCGCAAACACCACCACCACAACCGCAAACAACACCACAACCGCAAACAACAACACAACCGCAAACAACACCACAACCACAGACAACACCACAACCGCAAACAACACCACAACCGCAAACACCACAACCACAGACAACACCACAACCGCAAACAACACCACAACCGCAAACAACACCACAAUCACAGACAACACCACAACCACAGACAACACCACAACCACAGACAACACCACAACCGCAAACAACACCACAACCGCAAACAACAACACAACCGCAAACAACACCACAACCACAGACAACACCACAACCGCAAACAACAACACAACCGCAAACAACACCACAACCACAGACAACACCACAACCGCAAACAACACCACAACCGCAAACACCACAACCACAGACAACACCACAACCGCAAACAACACCACUACCGCAAACAACACCACAAUCACAGACAACACCACAACCACAGACAACACCACAACCUCAAGACAAUAUAA